AUGGCUACAAAAGGCUAUUCGGUCUUCUUACACCUUCCCACUGGAGCUGGCAAGAGCUUGGCUUACCAAGCACCCGCUCUUUUGACUGCAGUUACUCAAACAACACUUGUAGUGUCUCCACUCAUUGCUUUGAUGCAUGACCAAGUUGCUGCGUUGAAACGCAAAGGAAUUGAUGCAAUUCAGAUUUCAGGCAGUGAAAAAAGCUCAGCAGUGCCUUUGCGUCAACUUUUGACUGGACAGCGACUCGUUUACACGACGCCAGAGUUCUUACAGAUGAACGGAGAAAUGAGUAGCUGGGUGCGGACAGCAGUAAAGGAACAUCGACUGGCGCGAAUUGUACUGGAUGAAGCCCAUUGUGUAUUGGAGUGGGGAAAUACGUUUCGACCGUUGUAUUUGCAGCUAAGCCAGUGGAAGACGCGGUUCCUCAGUGAAGUGCCAAUCACACUGGCAACAGCGUCUGUUUCGGAUGAAGAUAUCGUCAGGUUGGCGGAGCUCUUUCACUUGCAGCUGCUUCCAGCCGACCCUAGUGACGAUGAAAGAAGAAGAAAAGGAUGGAGUUUGAAGCGACCUCGUCACAGUCAGUUGGUCCUUAUUCAGCAAGUCGUGGAUCGUGAGAAUUUGCGGGUGGAAGUUGUGCGGAAGAACCCGAGCGUUGCGCAGUGGAUAGCAAACAGGGUCGGUAGGAAUACUACUAUAGUUUACUGCAUGACACGGCAAGAAGCGGAGGAAGCGUGCUUAGCUCUUGUACGCAUUGGAUGCCAUGCUGGUGUAUAUCAUGGUGGUCUUCCGCGAAAGCGUCGCGAGUUUGUUCGUAAGCAAUGGAUGAUGGGUGAAUUAACCAUCAUAUGCGCCACCAGUGCGUUUGGAAUGGGGAUUGAUCGCUCAGACGUGCGCUUUGUGAUCCACCACUCGAUUCCAUUGUCUCUAUCCGCAUAUUCCCAACAAAUUGGACGAAGUGGUCGGGAUGGAAAGCUCGCAAUCUGUGUUUUGCUAUAUUCAGAAGCAGACAAGAGCCGAGCGGAUGCAUUGAUAACUGACACAUUCGAAUUUGACGACACAGGGUCAGGUGCAAUGUCAAAUGGUAGUUCUCGGAGAGAGCUGGACGACGUCACUGCUUUCUGCGAAAUGACCGUUGGCUGUCGUAAGGAGUUGUUAUACUCACACUUUGGUUUCGAAUUCGAUGCUUCUCGGUGUGUUCGUAAUUGCAACUGUGGCAUGCCACUUGAAGAUGACACUGAGUCCUGGCAUGACGACGAGAUCAGUAGUGCCGAACACAAGCGUAAGGGGAUAAACGAGAGUAACACGGAAGACAAUCUCUCCAAAGGAGCUAUUGAGUACCAGUAUCAAAAGAUUCUAGCAGAAUGUAGGAGGUUGAAGCUUCCAAAGCGGGAAGCGCUGUCACGCCGUCUUAUAAGGGAUGUUCUUGUGGCUAAGCCUUCGUCUGAAGAAGAAAUGUCGGGUAUGCGAGGCAUCGGACCAGCAAAAGCUUGUCGAUACUUUCGACUUUUCUCGCUUUGA
This is a messenger RNA of Peronospora belbahrii, 1518 nucleotides long. NCBI's taxonomy places the organism in Eukaryota, Oomycota, Peronosporomycetes, Peronosporales, Peronosporaceae. The record is from the annotation of a GenBank genome assembly.